Messenger RNA from Rhizopus microsporus ATCC 52813, 1341 nucleotides. RefSeq lists its product as uncharacterized. Lineage: Eukaryota; Fungi; Mucoromycota; Mucoromycetes; Mucorales; Rhizopodaceae. The transcript has 4 exons. Bases 1 to 1341 code for a protein of 446 amino acids. The record is from RefSeq and is a predicted model, not a curated record.
AUGUCGACCGAAAUAACCACUGCUCCACCCAUAACAACGACGACGACGACAACGACAACAACAAGGUUAUGUCAUCGCCAUCAACCUUCUAGUACAUCCUUUUCUUCAGCCUCUUCUUCUUCUUCCUCCACUCGUCCCGCCUUACCACAGAUUCUAUCCAAUUCUGCAUCCAAUGCUGUUAAUUUUACUAGAAGUGCAACGUCGACUUCAAGAAGAGUACGAUCACAUUGGUUUACACAUUUUGUGUUAAAUUGGCGUCGAAGCUCACGCUCGUCUAAACUACUAUUAGGUUUCUCAAUGACUCUAGUUGCCAUUCAAGUUAUUGCCAGCAUACUUGUCUUACUAGUGUCUUGGGAAAUGUACUGUGAUAAACCACUUCGAGUGUUUGUUUCUGUAUAUAUUAUCCGUCUUGUCAUCACUGCCCCCAUUACUAUAUAUCUUCACUUGACACCACGUCGCCGGUCGACACGUAUCACUUCUUCGCCUCGUACAAGUACAAGAUCUGAACUGAGUGAGGCUUAUGCCUUGAGCGAACGAAAUAGACCCGUCUCCGUUCCACCGCCGGUAACGACAAAUAACAAUCAUCGACACUAUCCUCCGUUUGUGGCCCCAACCCAGCAUUCGUUCCUGGCGGAUACAACUUCGCAGCAAAUGAAUAGUAAUACGUUUAGGAUUUGUGUCGAUAGAGCCAAAUCUGCUCUGGACGUAUUUGCAGUUUUGUGGUUUAUUAUCGGAAACUAUAUGCUUUUCUCAUCUACAACAUGCUCGGACACUGCCAUUCCUCUUUAUUAUUUAUCUCUGUGCAUCAUCAUUUAUGGGUAUUUGAUACUAUCUGUACCAAUCUUUUUAUGCACCUCUGUCAUCUUUUGCUUGCCCUGUGUAUUAGUUGGCAUGAGGCUAUUACAUGUAGAUGAUGGCGUGUAUAUGGGAGGAGCAACCAGUGAAGAGAUUGCCAUGAUACCAGUCUAUCGGUUCAAAUCGAAUAACUCGACAUCACCUUCUUCAUCUUCUCUAUCAGAAGACAUGAUCACUAUUGAUUUGAGUAAGGUUCAUCCUUACCAAGAGAAGAAAUCAAGCUUAUUGGAUAAACUGUGGCUGCAUCUCGGACUCAUUGAUCCACCGUGUGAAAAGGAAAUUGAACUGGAGUUACUGGAAAUUCCAGACACACAAGAUCAAAUAUGUGUCAUUUGUUUGUCUACUUAUGAAGAUGGUGACAUACUAUGUAAAUUAUGGUGUAAACAUCAUUUUCAUAAGGCGUGUCUGCAUGAAUGGCUUGCAUUGAACUUUAGAUGUCCCAUGUGCAAACAAGACUCGAGAGGAAAAGAUGUGAUAUCCGUGUAA